AAAAGUUUGGGAGAGAAGUCCCGUCCGUGCUGAGUGUGAGAGUGAGGGGGGCGGGGGCUGGGGAGAGUGGGGCGGCUGGGCGACUUGGUGCGUGAACGGAAGGACUUGCCCGUGGGACAGCCGCGGCCAUAGGCCCCUCUAGCCCUGCUCAGCCCCUGAAGCCCGGGGGGACACAGCCCCUCUUGCUGGGGGAUGCUGUGGGAUUCCUGGCACCCGGCAUCCGGGCCGCCCGCUAAAUCCCGUGUGCCUACCCUGUGCCCCUGGGGACCCGGAGUCCGGCUGCAGGGAAAAAGAAGCGGUGCCCAGACGCCGCAGGGUGCCUGUCGGGGAAGGGGCUGAGGCCCUAGGCCCGAGGGUAUGGAGCGGUUAGGAGAGAAAGCCAGUCGCCUACUGGAGAAGUUAAGACUCUCGGACUCCGGCAGCGCUAAGUUCGGCCGCAGAAAGGGUGAAUCUAGCCGGUCUGGGUCUGAUGGGACCCCCGGACCAGGCAAGGGGCGACUGAGUGGGUCGGGGUUACCUAGAAAAUCGGGGCCCGGUGGAGGUUCUGGGGGACCUGGGGAUGAGCCGCUGGAGCCGGCCCGGGAGCAAGGCCCCCUGGACGCUGAGCGGAACCCCCGCGGCUCCUUUGAGGCGCAGCGCUACGAGGGCUCCUUUUCCGGGGGUCCGCCUUCCACUCGGGCCUUGCCUCUACCUCAGUCACUGACCCCAGACUUUCGGCUGGAGACCACGGCCCCAGCCCUAAGCCCCCGCUCCAGUUUCGCCAGUAGCUCAGCCAGCGAUGCGAGUAAGCCCUCGAGUCCCCGAGGCAGCCUGCUGCUGGACGGGGCAGGGGCCGGCGGAGCCGGAGGUAGCCGACCCUGCAGCAAUCGUACCAGCGGCAUCAGCAUGGGCUACGACCAGCGCCACGGCAGCCCCCUGCCCGUCGGGCCAUGCCUGUUUGGCCCACCUCUGGCAGGGGCUCCGGCUGGCUAUUCCUCUGGAGGGGUGCCGUCCGCUUACCCCGAGCUCCACGCUGCCCUGGACCGACUGUGCGCUCAUCGGCCCCCGGGGUUCGGCUGCCAGGAAAGCCGCCACUCGUAUCCCCCGGCCUUGGGCAGCCCUGGGGCUCUAGCCGGGGCUGGAGUGGGAGCGACAGGGCCCCUGGAGAGACGAGGGAUGCAACCCGGACGACACUCGGUGACCGGCUAUGGGGACUGCGCUGCGGGCGCCGGAUACCAGGACGAGCUAACAGCUUUGCUGCGCCUGACGGCGGGCACAGGUGGACGUGAAGUCGGUGCCCGUGGGGAGCCCUCGGCGAUUGAACCAUCUGGUCUCGAGGAGCCUCCAGGUCCUUUCGUUCCGGAGGCCGCCCGACCCCGAAUGCGGGAGCCGGAGGCCAGAGAGGACUACUUCGGCACCUGUAUCAAGUGCAACAAAGGCAUCUAUGGGCAAAGCAACGCCUGCCAGGCCCUGGACAGCCUCUACCACACCCAGUGCUUUGUCUGCUGCUCCUGUGGGAGAACUUUGCGCUGCAAGGCUUUCUACAGCGUCAACGGCUCUGUGUACUGUGAGGAAGAUUAUCUGUUUUCAGGGUUUCAGGAGGCAGCUGAGAAGUGCUGUGUCUGUGGUCAUUUGAUUUUGGAGAAGAUCCUACAGGCAAUGGGGAAGUCCUAUCACCCAGGCUGCUUCCGAUGCAUCGUGUGCAACAAGUGCUUAGAUGGCAUCCCCUUUACUGUAGACUUCUCCAACCAGGUGUACUGUGUUACCGACUACCACAAAAAUUAUGCUCCUAAAUGUGCGGCCUGUGGCCAACCCAUCCUCCCCUCAGAGGGCUGUGAGGACAUUGUGAGGGUGAUAUCCAUGGACCGAGAUUAUCACUUUGAGUGCUAUCACUGUGAGGACUGCCGGAUGCAGCUGAGUGAUGAGGAAGGCUGCUGCUGCUUCCCUCUGGAUGGGCACUUGCUCUGCCACAGCUGUCACAUGCAGCGGCUCAGUGCUCGACAGCUCCCUGCCAACUAUAUCUGAGCUGUAGUCGCUGCUGCUGCCAUCACCACCCUCGACAAAUUCCUCUGGCCAGUGGGCCCCCCUGAGGCCAUAUGAGGCAAAGGAUGUACUUUGCAGGCCUGGCAGAAGAGUCCCUUGGGGAGGACCCCAACGGCCAGAGACCCAAAGAUCAUGACAUUCCAAAUGGAUUGUGGAGGAGGAACCUUCCAGUUACCGUUGUUGGGGUGACUGGCCUUCUUUCCACAUGUGCAACCUAUGCUGUACCAUAUACUUAGGCACACACAGGCAGGUUCCAGUAUACUCUAAAGGUCUGAUUCUAGUCUGAUCUCCAGUGUACAUCUGUGCAUAAAUCAUGCAGUGUUCUGGUUCUGGAUUAUAGGAAGAACGGACAUCAUGGGAGCUCCUGACUGUUUUGUGCCCCACACAUGGGGUCAGACGUGGGAUCAGCCAAGUUCUUACCACACCACAGUAUCUUAUUUCUGUAUCUACAUGAAGAGGUGGGCCUUGUUAAUGAGUUACUUCUUGGCCACCUUCUCUCCAAGGAUUAAGCUGCUCACCUCUCUGUUGGGAGUGGAGACCAGCUCCAGGUGGGCCUGCUGCCUGUGUUGCCUGUUUCUCAGGGACUCACGUGGGCCUGGGGUGCCUGUUCUUGGUUCCUCUUCUCAGCUGGGGGAGGAGGUAAUGAGUGGGUCUCUGGGUGUGAGGUUGCUGGGGGAGAUGUUUAGGAAGCUUCAGGCUAUCCACGCUCCCUAGGUGUAAGUGCACUGAGCCCUUCCCCCCAGUAUGUGCACCCAUUGGCAUAUUCUCCCACACACCUACUCACUUCCCUUCUUCUCAGGUCACUCUUACACUUGGUUGCCUAGCAGUAACUCACUACUCCAGAGCUGCCACCUUUCAGAAGGAUCCAGGAUUAUAUCUAUUGCAAUUCCCGAACUCGGAGGUUCUGGGGAGCCAGAGGGCCAAAACACUUUGACUUGGUUCUAGUCAGUUUGGCUGAAAUUGGUUCACCUAAAGCUAGAUCUCUUAAAAUCAAUUCAUUGAAAACCUGUGUUUAAAUUUUCAACCACUUUUGCCAAAAGUUCAAAUCCCAUUUGGGUUGUUUGUUUAGCCUUUUAGGUGUUCUAUUCUUUUUUGUCAUGCUUUGAGUAUUUCAAAGGUUUAUAUCUCUUCAUCCAAGAGUACUGAAUUAUCAGCAACAUCAAUUUAUCAAAUUUGCAGCAAUAUGUAAAUGAUGAAAUUGCUUCCUGCUACCUUUAUGGGUAUCUGUCGCUAUGUUACCUACUUUUCAAACACUUUUUUAAAACUUCAAAUUUCUAGUAAUAAAUAUAAUUGGUACAAACAUUUUGUGUAUCAUUUUUUGUGUUUCUUAACCCAAUAUUCCUUUACAAAUUAGAUGCCUUGAAAAAUGUAACAACAAAGCUCAAUAUGAUUUUAUGCUUUGGUCUAACUUCCAUAUCCAUGCUGUUAAAAUGCCAAUAUAUUCUAAACGAAUGAACAGGCACGUGGCAUAUGCAGUUGACUAACAAUUCAAGGUUAUAAGACAACAGUAAUAUAAAGUGGAGGGGUGAAUCUGCUAAAUCCUUUUGAGAAUGCUGCAGAUUUGAUAAAUAUUUUAGACUGUCUUUAGAUAAAUUGGUUUUAGGCAAAUUAAUCUCACAAUUUUGAAUCUUUAGUCUUCAUUCUUGAUCACUUAGAAUGUCAUAACGUAAAUAAUGACUCCUGAGAAUAGAAAUUCCACAUUUAAGCCCUGGCUGGGUGGCUCAAUUGGUUAGAGCAUCAUCCUGAUAAACCAAGCAUGUGCAUUCAAUCCCCAGUCAGGGCACAUACUACAGGCAAGCUGUGAAUGCAUAAAUAUAUGCAACAACAAAACCCGUGUUUCUCUCUAAAAUAAAAUUAAAAAUUACACAUUUAGCGGUUAUUCUAAGAGGACCAUGCCAGCCAUCCUGGGAAUUGCACAGAAGAGUCCUCAAUGAGAAAGUGAGUGAGUAGGAGUUCAGAUUCAUACCAGAGGGGCAAAUGCACUUCAGAGGAAUAAAUGUGCUGACACUAGACUACUCGUUCUACAGCUGGAGUUACUUGUAACUAUUAUUAUUAGAUUCUGUGACUGGGAAAUUUUCUCAGCAGGGUGCUCCAGGCCUGGGAGAUCCACAGAAGCAUGUGUAACUAUAUCCAUCCCUUCAGUAUUUUCUUUACUCUUGGGGUCUUGUCUACUCUGUCAUUCUGACCCUUUGUUUCUUAGUCUGAUUUUGACCUCCAUCUGCUGCUGGACUGGCUGAUUCUUUUCUAUGCUCACCAACACUGUUCUUACCACUGUGGCUACUUUCUUUCCUGAGGAAAAACAGUGCUAACAUCUGAUGAGGACAGACAGACUCAGGGAAGGCAAGCCAUGUCAGAAUCACAGCCCCAGCUACCCCCACCACUGACAGCUCUUCUUCCUACUCACUGGGAGAUAGCUCAUCCUUAAUAGUUGUAUUUAAUGUUUACAGUUGAUAGUGAAAAAUUAAUAGGGUGUUGCCAAGGAUACAGCAACAGGUAGAUCAUGUUUGGCAACUCUCCACCAGAUUGCCAUCAACACCCACUAGGCCUAAGAUGGGGUAGGGGAGAAAAUGGAAGAAUUAUGGAUUUGUUUUGUGUCUUUUUUAGGCUAGAGUCACAGGACAGGGAUCAGGCUUUUAUAGAUGACUUUGGCUUUUUGCUCUGACUAGUCCCAUUUGUCACAGCCCGAAAUGUGGUUUAUCAAGAACAAGGCUGGGCCCUGGCCAGGUGGCUCAGUUGACUGGAGCAUUGUCCGGUACACCAAAGGUUGUGGGUCUGAUUCCAGGUCAGAGCACAUACCUAGGUUGCAGGUUGGAUCACUAGUGGAGGUGCAUAUGGGAAGCAACCAAUCAAUGUUUCUUCUCUCUUCUCUCUCUCAGACCUCUGAAUAAUAAACAUAUCCUCAAGUGGGGAUUUUUUUUAAAGUUCCUUAAAAAAUAAGGCUGGUGGUGGCUCUCUGCCUUACUCCUUAGAGAUGUUUCCCCUUUCCCUACCCGGAGCUCUCAAAGUCAGGAAAUGGUGAGACUCCAUUCAUAAUCCGGCUGGAGAUUGUCCUCAGCCAUGGGGGAGGACAGUGUUUUUCUAUUUUGUUUGUUCAUUUAUUUUGUACUUUAGAUUCCAUGUAUAAGUGAAAUCAUAUGGUGUUUGUCUUUCUCUAUCGGACUUAUUUCUAGGGAAAGAGCUAAUUCCAGGCACAUAAAGCCAGUUGGAAGAGGUCCUUGAGAUUGUACCUUUUUUUACAGAAGGGAAUAAAAAGAGGAAGGAGACAAUAGAACUGAAAUAAAAGCAUUCAGAAAAGCGA
This is a messenger RNA of Artibeus jamaicensis (Jamaican fruit-eating bat), 5320 nucleotides long. RefSeq names its product ajuba LIM protein (gene AJUBA). NCBI's taxonomy places the organism in Eukaryota, Metazoa, Chordata, Mammalia, Chiroptera, Phyllostomidae. The record is from RefSeq and is a predicted model, not a curated record. Bases 358 to 2004 code for a protein of 548 amino acids. Gene Ontology annotation, biological process: response to hypoxia; cytoskeleton organization; positive regulation of miRNA-mediated gene silencing. Gene Ontology annotation, cellular component: nucleus; P-body; adherens junction. Gene Ontology annotation, molecular function: transcription corepressor activity. The transcript is spliced from 8 exons.